AUGAGGAACAGGGCAAGCAACACCUUGUCCAAGGGUAAAAUCCGUCAAUCAUGGAGCAAGUACAAUCUGUAUAACUUGCAGCGAUUCCGCAGCCCUCCUACUGCCUCUCGCACUUUUUUCCAGCAGAAAUGGACCGCGAAGGCCCUUGCCCGCGCCUAUCAUGGUGAACAGGUCCGGGAGGGCCAGUGGAAACGUAUGUUUUCCCGCCGCAUCCGCAGUGUCGUCCCUAUGAAUACCCUCGACCUGGCAAAAGACGAUGGAUCUGAAACCUCUGCUGGCCGGGGAUCUGGUUUGAAAACUGCAGAGGACCCAUCCCCGUCUCGCCGAGUCCCCUACACAAACAUGGCAUUCGCUCCCCUGGAGCGUCGCCUGGACGUUGCUAUCUUCCGGGCAUUAUUUGCCAGUAGUGCUCGCCAGGCCCGACAAUUCGUUAUUCACGGGGCGGUUACAGUUAACGGCCAGAAGAUGCGACACCCCAGCUACCUUCUCAACCCUGGCGAUCUUUUCCAAGUUGACCCCGAACGUGUCAUGUUUGCGACAGGGGCCCCGAAGACCAGGUUCGAGCGUCGCGAGACCCGUCAAUUGAAACAAAAGGAUCAGAAGGAGGAUAACGACGAGGCCGAGGCCGAGCCGGAGCAGGAGGCUAAAGAGGCUAAAGAGGAGUCCAUCGAGAAGAAAGACGAGAAUGUGAAGGACACCCUGAAGGCUUUGAUCAGUCAAGCCAAGACUAUUAUGUCAAAAGACAAGUCGGUGCUCCCAGCCAAACGGAAGCAAGAGCUGCGUGGGUUCCAGAAGCGUGUACGCGCGGUGCUGUCUCGCUCUGCGACCAGUACGGUCUUGACGGACAGCCUCGAGGCUCAAUUCUCAGAGUUGACUUUGGCUCUGAAGGCCAAGCGCGCUGAGCCAGCUCCAAAGGAAGGAAAGAAGUCCACCAAGGAGCAACCUUCUGAGCAAGAAGCUGCCGCGGCAUCACAAACCGAAAAUACCGGAGACAAGCUCUCAGAAGCUUUCCAGAAAGCGGUCGAGGGCGAGGAAGUCGACACCAGCGAGUUGUCGGACGAGGAGUUCGACGUCCUGCGUCGUGCUCUUACGCAAAUGCGCGACAACCCCAUCGAUCACUCCAAGCCCUAUUCUACUCCUUGGUGCCCCCGGGACUACAUGUCUGCCUUUGCUUUUAUCCCGCGCUACCUCGAAGUGAACCAGAACAUCUGUGCCGCCGUGUACUUGCGUCACCCCGUGGCUCGUCCUGGUCUUGCUGAGGUGCCCUCUCCGUUCGGCGAGACUGUCAGUACCCCAGCUUACGGCUGGUAUCUGAAGAGACGGUGGUAG
This is a messenger RNA of Penicillium chermesinum, 1329 nucleotides long. Its product is annotated as mitochondrial 37S ribosomal protein uS4m. The coding region runs from base 1 to 1329 and encodes 442 amino acids. Gene Ontology annotation, biological process: positive regulation of translational fidelity. The record is from RefSeq and is a predicted model, not a curated record. The transcript is spliced from 3 exons. Gene Ontology annotation, cellular component: mitochondrial small ribosomal subunit. Gene Ontology annotation, molecular function: rRNA binding; structural constituent of ribosome. Lineage: Eukaryota; Fungi; Ascomycota; Eurotiomycetes; Eurotiales; Aspergillaceae.